Molecule: messenger RNA, 1306 nt
Organism: Antechinus flavipes (yellow-footed antechinus)
Lineage: Eukaryota; Metazoa; Chordata; Mammalia; Dasyuromorphia; Dasyuridae
Product: small glutamine-rich tetratricopeptide repeat-containing protein alpha-like
Exons: 2
Coding region: 48-1097 (349 amino acids)
Biological process (GO): post-translational protein targeting to endoplasmic reticulum membrane
Cellular component (GO): TRC complex; membrane
Molecular function (GO): protein binding; molecular adaptor activity
Source: RefSeq, a predicted model, not a curated record
AGAACAGUGAAGGGGGCGGAGUCGGGCACUGCCUCCGCGCCAUCACCAUGGCAGAGGGGAAAGAGGCGACAGCGCAGGCGCAGUGCACGACAGAGGGGGCUCGGCAACUCGGCCAAAUCUUGAAAAUCACACGAUCCAUCUUCAGACUCCUAAAGAUGGAGAAUAAAAGGCGCCUUGCUUAUUCCAUCAUCCAGUAUCUGCAUGACCAGCUGCAGCACGGAGACCUCUCUCCUGAUGCGCAGGAGAGUUUGGAUGCUUCGAUCCAGUGCCUGGAGACAGCUUUUGAGGUGACUGUUGAAGACAAGUAUCUAGCGGUAUCACAGACUCUGCCAGAAAUGUUUGAAGCUGUUACAGGAAUAAAAGAGAUCCCCUCCGUCCAUGGGAAUUCUAAGCCCAUCCCCCACCGUGAUGUAACUACAACUGAAGCUGAGAGACUCAAGACUGAAGGAAAUGAACAGAUGAAAAUGGAAAACUUUGAAGCUGCGGUGUCUUUCUAUGGAAAAGCAAUUGAAUUAAAUCCAGCCAAUGCAGUGUAUUUUUGCAACAGAGCUGCCGCCUACAGCAAACUUGGAAAUUAUGCAGGUGCGGUGGAAGACUGUGAAAAAGCCAUCGGCAUAAACCCUUACUACAGCAAAGCCUAUGGCAGAAUGGGUUUAGCUCUUUCAAGUUUAAAGAAGUACAAGGAGGCUGUAGGCUAUUAUAAAAAGGCUCUGAAGUUGGACCCAGACAAUGAAACGUACAAAACAAACCUCAAGGUAGCUGAGCAGAAAAUGAAAGAAGUCCCUAGUCCUCCAGGAGGCACUGUAGGCUGUAACCUAGCUGGCUUGCUGAACAACUCAAGCUUCAGGAGUGUGGCGUCAAACCUCAUGAAUAAUCCUCAAAUAAGACAGAUCAUGUCUGGGAUAAUGUCAAGUGGCCACAGUACUUUGGGAGGUACCAGAGCCACCCGUUCUCCAAAUGCCAGCCCCAGUUUCAUCCAGAGAGGCCAACAGUUUGCUCAGCAGAUGCAGCAACAAAAUCCAGACUUGAUAGAAGAGCUCAGAAGCCAGAUUAGGAAUCGGAACCCCAGCAGCAGCAAAGAUAAAAAGCAGGAAUGAAAAACGAAGGAACAUUAGGAGGAAGAAGGGAGUCAAUAAUAAGGUUUUCAGAAAAAAAAUGAAGAAUAGAGGGUCAUCAAAGCAUUAAAAACAGAGCAGAAAGAAGACCAGAAGGAAACAGAUGCUGAAUAGUUUUAAAAAGUUACAUUUGUAUAUAUUAUAUGUUUAAAAUAAAAAAUAAGCUGCACGGAAUAAAAAUUUGCAUACAA